AUGAGUUCAAACAGCUAUCAGAGUGAUUAUCAGAAUUUUAAUCCGAACUACAGAAAGGAUGUACUCUGUCAAUCAUUACAACAAUCGUUUUAUGAAACCUGCAAUGAGUCUGAAUCUUUAUUGAAGAAUACUUUACUGCUUGGCAAAGAUGCAGUUGUUACGUCAAGUUAUUACGAAAAUUCAUACGCGAACAUGAAUUUAUCUUCUUAUCAAACCACAUCAAAUGAUCAAAUUGUUUCGUAUAAUCAACAAAGCUCUCCUACUUCAAAUUCUGUAUCUUCUACAUCCUCCUCUGAAGCCUCGGAACAAUUCUCAACUUGGCAACAAUUUAGCGAUUUACAAGGACAUCUCUCUCAACAACCGAAUAUAUAUAAUCAAUGUAACCAAAGUUAUUCGAAAAACGCUGUGCAAUUAUGUGAUUAUACUUCAUGUGUUCCUGGACCGUCCACUAUUUCAAUGCAAUGUGAACAGAUCAAACCAAAACUUGAAACAGUUUCUAAUGUUCAACAAGAAUUGCAGAAAUACAAUUAUAAUAGAAGCAAUGAUAACAUCAGGCAAAAGACACUCGAUACAUCUUACAAAUAUAAGGAGACACAAAAACGCACUUAUUACAACACCGCACAUUAUCAAUGGAUGCAUAAAAGAACUAAUGCUAAUCCAGGAAGUGUAACCGAACAAAAACGCACAAGACAAACUUAUUCGCGUGAGCAAAUCUUAGAACUGGAGAAAGAAUAUCAUUAUUGUAAUAAAUAUAUUACAAAAUGCGGCCGUCACACGUUAGCUGAUAAACUUAAUUUGACUGAGCGUCAAAUUAAAAUUUGGUUUCAAAAUCGACGAAUGAAGGAAAAAAGGAAUUAUCAAAUAAUCCAUCUACAAAUACGGGCAUCUCAACAGUAUCCAAACCACUAGCAAUGACAGCCAACGUUCAAAUGAAAAUUCACGAAAGACAAGUAUUAAAUCCAAUGCAAAUGCAACAGCAAUCAGUAGUG
Molecule: messenger RNA, 989 nt
Organism: Pogonomyrmex barbatus (red harvester ant)
Lineage: Eukaryota; Metazoa; Arthropoda; Insecta; Hymenoptera; Formicidae
Product: homeobox protein Hox-A6-like
Source: RefSeq, a predicted model, not a curated record